Messenger RNA from Acipenser ruthenus (sterlet), 3412 nucleotides. It is a transcript of the gene dthd1, whose product is annotated as death domain containing 1. The transcript has 10 exons. The record is from RefSeq and is a predicted model, not a curated record. Gene Ontology annotation, molecular function: protein binding. The coding region runs from base 180 to 2888 and encodes 902 amino acids. Gene Ontology annotation, biological process: signal transduction. NCBI's taxonomy places the organism in Eukaryota, Metazoa, Chordata, Actinopteri, Acipenseriformes, Acipenseridae.
UAACCAUACACAACUACAGCUCUAGAGUAGAACAAACAAGCAAAGGUUUUUACUAUGCAGAGAUGAAUGAAGUUGGUCAUUGUUAGCAGGUCAGCCAAAAGGUGGAAUUGUGCUUAGGGGAAAAAAAACGUGUGAUUUUAUAGUUGGUUUUGGCAUUCCAAAGGUUUAUUUAAAUUACAAUGGAGGAGCUAAAAAACAGGAAGGGGUCAGACCCUGUGGACCAUUUGCUAAACUUGAUUCAGCUGAAAAACCAUUCACUAAAACCGCUUCUUCAAGAAGAUGAGAAACAUGGCCAUACCAAUGACAUUAAAACAAGCCUGCAGGAGUUGGUAGCCCUGGUUAAAGAUGUGAACUGUUACUUUUCUGAGAAAGUGGUGACUGCUGAAGAGACACUGCAAGUUACAUGUGAAAUAUUGUCUGCAGUACUUUGCAAGCAAAGUCCAAGUGAUAACAAGAAAUAUGAGACAGAAAGUUCAUUUGAGGAUCACUUAAAGAAAAUCCAGAAUUUAUUAAAUGCUGUUGUUGGUGAUCUAAACACUACAAAGAACAGCCUGUAUGAGAUGAAAUGUAAGGUAGAUACUGCUGACGUCCUAAACUGUCCUGAAUUGAGUUUACCAUUUGCUUAUGUUGAUUCAAAUCAAAACCCUGACAUUAUUCAGAAUGCAUCGCAAACAGAAUGCCGUCAUGGACAGGGUGAUCAUUCUCAGCAUAUCUCUUCUAACCAUGAAGAGUUACAACAAUUGGGCACAACCUGUUUAAUGUCAGAAGGGGAAGAAAGUACGUCAGUGCAAUCUUUAAGUGAAUCUGAUCACGAAAAAGAGAAAGGAAAGACUAUGGCAACCUUGCAGCUGGAAAGCUCCAAUAAAAACUGGAACCCACAAAUGGGAGAAUCAAAGCAAAAGGAAGACAGCAACACAGCAGAUGAUGUUAGGAAUGUUGACCUGGCAGUGAAAGACAGCAGUCCAAGCAAAAAUGGCAUUGAUCCACUGACAAAAACUGACACUUUGAAUGGUAAGAAAGAAUCUGAAAAAUACCAUGAAAAGGAAAAAAAAGAGAGUCAAGACCCAAGAGGAUGGUCCAAAAGAGCGCUUCUGGCAGAAUUAGAAGACAGCAGUGAUUUACAAAAUGUCUGCUACGUUACAGCACCUUAUAUUGUUGUACAGAAAUUGACCUGUAGAAUUGUGAAUAACAUGAGUUCAUUAGUUGUGUCAGACUCUGAAGAACUGGUAAGCAACGUUAUCAGCAUUCAGUGUUGUGACUCCAGGAUAAAAAUACCCUUUCCAAUCACCAUUGCCAUACCAUUUAGUGCUCGGUACAGGGGAAGUUCUCGUGAUAUCUUGGUGAAGGUAUUUGAAGAUGAGUUACAUUCAAGCUACAUAAAUCCUGUCUCCUUGGAGGGAACCCACGACGGGCAAAAGGGUUCAUUUGCAGAGAUUAGAGUCUACAAGCUUGGUGUGUUUUCAGUGGUCUCAUGCUUACGCAAAGAAAACUUCACUGUUCCCAGAAAAGGACUGUCAAUAAAGCUAAGCAUGGAUACAAGAAUUUCACUAGACUAUCUGCCAGCAACUUUUAAUGUACCCAUUAUUGUGCAGUCAAUGGUCCAGCCAGUUGAUGCAACAGUUCUGUCUACACUGAAGUCAAAGAGUGAUGCAUACCAUUCCAUUGUGUCUACCAGUCCAUUAGUUCAUAUUGUACAUCCCUCACCGCAGCCAUUUCGGAAGUCUGUCACGUUUACUCUUCCCUGUCCCCCAAACCCAGACCAGAAGAAGCAAGGAGAUGAUACAGACCAUGCAAGACCAGGAAGUGCUGCAGUUCCUAAAAGCACUCCUAUUCUUCGCACAAGGGCAGUGAGUGCCUCUGUAAAGAAGUCCAGAGAGACAGCUAAUGAAUACUUGAUAUUACUUGGGUAUAAGUCCAAAGAAGAGCAGUGGGUUAUCAUGGAGGAUGUUACAGUAAGGAAUAUCCUGAAUGGACUUGUUGCUUUUGAGCUGUCAGAACAUAUAGAAAGAUUGAUUGUUUUUCGAAUGACUUCUUCUGUGAAAAAUUCAUUCCUGAUUACUCUCAUCAAUGAUCUUGAAGAAUCCAUGUGUCACACCAUGGUUAAUGUUGUGUUAUAUCGUAAAAAAGAGAAGCCAAGCAAUGCUGUGGUUGUGGUAGUGCCCUAUAAAGAAUUAAGCUGGGAGUUGAUGAAACUACGUGAGGAAGGAUACUGUAGCCCACCAGAUCCAUCUGAUGAGCUCUCAAUGCGAGAAGGAGAACAACUUAUACUAAGGUUUAGUGGAAAUAUCUCUUCCUCAGGAAAUGGCAACCGUGAUUCCCAGUUUCAAAAGCUCACUUUCCACUCCCAGAGGAAGAACAGACUCGAACUAUGUCUAAAGGAGGUAGAUGAGUUUGGUAACUACUGCUCGCCUUAUUACAAGGGCACAGCAAUAUUUUAUAAAUUAACAAAGGAUCAGAUAGCCACGACUACCUCUGACUUUGCUCGACAAGACCCUGUGUGCAAGCUGCCAUUAACCCUACCAAAGCGAGAGAGAGUGAUCAGUAGACCAGCAAGUGCCAAAGUAGUCUCCUCUGACCUAUCAGAGUCCCUCUCUGAUGCCUUGUUGUGCUGGUUAUCAGAUGAGCUCUCCGAGGAGGACGCUGCACGGCUUGUGUUGUCACUUCGAAUUCGCCGGAGUUCCAUCCAGCUUGUCAAACUCAGAGUCCCAGAGAAUCUGAGCGAUCAGAUUUAUGAACUUCUUGUCAUGUGGAGAAAAAGCCUUCCAACAUCUGUUGACAAAAUCAAUCUGCUGUCUCACUAUCUUUGCAAAUGCGGUAGAAAUGAUCUUGCAAAAGAUCUUCGGUUACAAAAGAGAAUUACCAGUAAUAAUAAUGAGCAAGGAGAAUGAUUGUGAUCUGGUUUAAUACAGUCCCCUGUUCCUUAAAUGGAAGCGACAAGGGUAAAAUAAAAAUACUCAGCUAAAAUAACCACAAAUCAGCAACUUUGAUUUUUAACCUGCAAACAGUAAAUAUAUUGUAUAAAGUGAGCAAUUUUUUUAAAAAUAUUUUAUUACCAAUAUGUAGUACCAAACUAAGGUAAAUCAUUCAGUUUUGAAAAAAAUAAUUUUCAUAUAGAGGCAAGUCCAGUUGCCAAACUAAGGGUUGAUCUAAACCAGGAAUUGAGUACAUGUGCAAUUGCAAUAUUAUUUUUUUAGAUAUAGUAUAGUACUAAGGAUCCAUUCAAUUGACUGUAUUCAUUUGUUGAUUAGCUGCUAUAUUUUAAAACUGGACUGUAAAUUGACACGUUGAGUGAAAGCUAAAAAAUAAUGCAAUAACCAUGUUUGUACACAUGAUGGCAUCCAAAUGCCACUGUAUUUUUCAAUGAAGUAUUCAAGAUACAGAAUUAACUGAAUAAAGACAUAACAUAAAUGAC